GCGUCGUACGUUUCACCUGCGAAAGAUUUCCCGACUUGGCCGAGCAGAGAAGAGUGUAAUUACCAAACAAAGAAAUGCGCCUGGCUCAAAUUGAAUAAAUAAAAGCGCCCGCCGUGUGUGACAAUCACUUUGCCCACCCCCUUUGGUCUGAAAAGGAGCGCCAGUAGCAGCGGCAGCGGCAGUAGAAGAAGAAGAGACAGUAGUCGUAGUAGUAGGCGACGAACAAGAAGAAGAAGAACCAGCAGGCAGUCAGGCUGUGGCAACGAGAGAGAGCGAGAGAGGACUAAACUAAGACAGGGCUGUUCGACAACCAGUGCGAACGCGGAAGACGCGAAUUCCGAAUUCCUGAGUUCCCAACUCCAAAAGCAAUAAGCAGCCCCACAGGAAACGCAGCAUGGCCCCGGCUUUGAGCAAGUUGGCCAACAACCAGAGCGCCAUCGUCGGCGUGGCGGGCAUGACGGCGGCCCUCUGGAUAAUCGCCUAUGGCAAGAUGUCCAACAAGAAGCGAAAACCCGGCUAUGAGGAUAAAAUCCAGUACACAAUUGCGGAAAAGAAAGAGAAGAAGGCGUCAAAGGCCCAUGUGAACUCAGUAUUCUUUAAGCAGCUGCGAAAGCUACUCCCCAUCCUCAUUCCGGGCUUCUGGAGUGUAGAGACAGGCCUGCUCUUCCUGGUGGCCGCCGCACUGAUCGGUCGCUCUGUGAGCGACAUCUGGAUGAUCCAGAACGCGACUGUGGUGGAGAGCACCAUUAUACACAUGAACCGCACCAAGUUCAAGUCGGCGCUGCUUAAAUAUCUGACAGCUCUGCCAGCGAUCUCUGUUGUGACCAACGUCCUCAAGUGGAGUUUGGGUGAGCUGAAGCUGAGGUUCCGUACCAACCUCACACAUCACCUGUACAAUCAGUACCUAAAUGGCUACACCUACUACAAAAUGUCCAAUCUGGACAACAGGAUAGCCAACGCCGAUCAGCUGCUGACCACGGACAUCGACAAGUUCUGCGAGAGCGCCACGGAUCUGUAUUCCAACAUCAGCAAGCCCGUGCUGGACAUCUUCAUCUAUGUCUAUCGCCUGACAGUGAAUCUGGGCGGCAAGACGCCCUCGAUCCUGAUGCUCUACCUGCUGUUCGCCGGCAUUUUCCUCACCCGUCUGCGCCGACCCACCGGCCGCCUGACCGUCGAGGAGCAGAAGCUGGAGGGCGAGUUCCGCUAUGUGAACAGCCGGCUGAUCACCAACUCGGAGGAGGUGGCCUUCUACCAGGGCAACGUGCGCGAGAAGCUCACGCUGUUGGCCAGCUACUCCAAGCUGCGUGCGCACCUGCGCAAGUUCCUCGAGUUCCGCGUCAGCAUGGGCAUCAUCGAUAACAUCAUUGGCAAAUAUUUCGCCUCCAUUGUGGGCUUCUAUGCCGUGUCCAUACCCUUCUUCGCGGAAAACCACCCACUGCUGUCCGGGGAGCAGAGUGGUCAGCGUCUGCAGGCCUACUACACCUAUGGACGGAUGCUGGUCAAGCUGGCGGAGGCCAUUGGCCGCCUGGUGCUGGCCGGACGCGAGAUGUCCCGUCUGGCCGGCUUCACCGCUCGCAUGACCGAGCUGAUCAAGGUGCUGGGCGACCUCAACAAGGGCACCUACGAGCGCACCAUGGUCAAUGGCAACAACAUCACGCAAAAUGCCAGCGGCUCGGGGGCCAGCGACUUUGGUCCCAACAAGGGCAUCAUGUGCUUCGAGGAUAACAUCAUUCGGUUCGAGAAGGUGCCACUGGUGACGCCCAAUGGUGAUGUGCUGCUGCAGGAGCUUACAUUCGAAGUGAAAUCCGGCACAAACGUCCUGGUGUGCGGUCCCAACGGCUGUGGCAAGUCCUCACUGUUCCGCAUCCUCGGCGAGCUGUGGCCCACGUGGGGCGGCAAGGUGACGAAGCCCUCGCGCGGCAAGCUUUUCUACAUACCUCAGAGGCCCUACAUGACGCUGGGUACAUUACGUGACCAGAUAAUCUAUCCUCACACGCGCGAGGACAUGCGCCGCCAGGGCCAGAGCGACGAGGAUCUCAUGCACUACCUGGACAUCGUGCAGCUGACCUAUCUGGAGCAGCGCGAGAACGGCCUGGACGCCAUCGAAGACUGGAUCGAUGUGCUGUCCGGCGGGGAGAAGCAGCGCAUUGCCAUGGCUCGGCUCUUCUACCAUCGGCCGCAGUUCGCCAUCCUGGACGAGUGCACCAGCGCCGUUUCCGUGGACGUGGAGGGCAAGAUGUAUAGCUACUGCCGCGAGGUGGGCAUCACGCUCUUCACCGUCUCGCACCGCAAAUCCCUGUGGGCGCACCACGACUACUACCUGCAGUUCGACGGUCGGGGCAGCUACGAGUUCGCGACCAUCGACCAGGACAAGGAACACUUUGGCUCCUAAAGAGUACGCAGGUCCCCAAGCCUCCAAUCCCAGAUGACCAGGACCAGAUCGCGACCAGUUCUCCGCCCGAUUCCUAGCUGUAACUCCGGUGCUGGCAACUCCCGCUCCGUCUCCUCCUCCUCCUGCUCCUGCUCUUCAUCCAUUUUGGUGCACUCUGUAUAUACCGAGACAUGUAUAUAUGUUUUGCGAGUUGGCAAACCUUUUUUGUUUCAAUUGUGAUUGUUUCCUUUGUACGCGCUAGCUAUUCCACAAUUUAUUCCGCUUUUAAUAUAAUUAAUAACCCCACCCGCUGGGAUUUUA
Messenger RNA from Drosophila subpulchrella, 2692 nucleotides. It is a transcript of the gene Pmp70, whose product is annotated as ATP-binding cassette sub-family D member 3. The transcript has 9 exons. The record is from RefSeq and is a predicted model, not a curated record. Bases 395 to 2392 code for a protein of 665 amino acids. Gene Ontology annotation, molecular function: ABC-type transporter activity; ATP hydrolysis activity; long-chain fatty acid transmembrane transporter activity. NCBI's taxonomy places the organism in Eukaryota, Metazoa, Arthropoda, Insecta, Diptera, Drosophilidae. Gene Ontology annotation, biological process: very long-chain fatty acid catabolic process; long-chain fatty acid import into peroxisome; peroxisome organization. Gene Ontology annotation, cellular component: peroxisomal membrane.